CACAUUUGCUCAGAUCUCCUUUCAUUGUAAGUAUAGCAAAUUAAAUAAUUAAAAGAAGGUUUGAUUAGACUUAAAUAAAAUCGAUUCCAGAAUGAUAUUUGUUAGUUAAAGAGGUUUAGUUUCAUACAUCGAAGCUUGAAAGCAAGAUCUGGUAAAUUCUCAGUGAUUAGUUAGCUAUGUUUCGGAAGUAUACGUGACAUGUCUCUAUCAAUUAAACUAAACAGUAAUCUACCAGAAGAUCGUUAUUUAGUUUCUUUAUUUUCACAAUUCCCGUAGGUUUCGACAAAACGUCCUAAUCACGAGUGGGUUUUUGCGUAGAUAUUUGAAGUCAGGAUGUAAUAAUCCACGAAACACCAUGAAGUCAUAAAUACCUAUCGAGUAGACUUGUUAUUCUGUUUUCUGAGAUUCUGAGUGACAGGAAGUAUUUAUGAGACAUUUCGCUGGGAAUCCUUUGAUAGUGAACUUAGUCACAUACAUUCCCAUAAAGCAACUAUGGCUUCAAAGUUUCAGAGAGCAGGCAACAUUUAACGUUUCUCGAAACAAACUGCAAUGAUAUGUAAUAUAGGUUUGUUGUGAUUAAAAUUAAAUAUUGGAUACUUGCGAAUAUGAUUCUGAUAAUACUACCAUAGAACCUUUUUCAUUUUCUUAUUGGUUAUACGAAAAGUUUAGAAAUAUAGUUAAUACGUAGUUUAUUGUCUUUAAUUUUAAAAUUCAGCUCUUAUAUGAAGGUUCAGAUUCUUUAUGUUUAUUUCUGUUAACUUAAAUUUAAACACCAAUCCAUUAUUAUUUAUAACUUGAUUUAGAGUCUUUUCUUUACGAAACCUUAUUUUCUAUAAACGUACAAAUCAAAAUAUUAGUAAUUAGAAACCAGAGCACUUCUCUGGUAUCUGUCAAAUUUUAUUUUAAACAUUCACCGUUGAUUAACGAAAAUCGUAGUGUAUUCUAUUUUAAUAAAUCCUGUUUCUAGCCAUUUAAAGGUUUUACCUAUCGCACUGUAAAAACGGAAUUCAGUAACCCACGACUGAUGAUGUCAUAUGAGGUGUAUAGUGGUUCAUAGAAUUUAUCACAAACUGAUCACUUAAUAAUGUACCUAAAGGUUUUAAAUAGUAUACGCGGUUUUAUCGAAAUAUUAUUUAUAAUUAAUCUAAAGUGUCUUCGGAGACAAAACAUUUUUAACUGUUCAAUGUUUGUUGUUCUCAUAUAGAGUGACGAUUAAAUUAUUUAAUCACGGAUCAGAAAAAAAAGAUUAAAACUAGUGGUGGUCUACAUAUAUGAUAAAUUAGAAUAAUAUAAAAUGGCAUAAGAUUUACUAACUGACUUUAUUGCAAUCGCUGAAAUAAUUAAUUUUCAUUUGUUUAAAAUAAUCCUAGGUUUGAAGCCAAUGUUUAUUUAAGCAUAAUUUACUAUAAUUAAAAACAAUUAAUAAUUACAAAAACCAAGCAUACCGUUUUCUAGUUAAUACUAUUGUUUUAUAUAUUUUGAGCUGACGUCAAAAGAUAUAAUUCAUUUCUACCAAAAUUAACCAAUUCAGAGUCUUGGUAUGUACUUACCGUAUAUUUUUAAGCUCACUCUAUGCAGGUUUUCUAACCGAUAACUAUCAAUGUUGUGACAUUAACUUGAAUGAUUUCUCCGUCUAGUUCCAGUUAGUAGGUUAAUUGCCUGGUCAUUAAUCUUUUAAAAAUCAACAGAACUGUAUGAUGUUGAAAUAAACAAUUUUUUAAAUUAAGAUCUUAUUAAUAAUAACAUUAGCUUUCAUUAGCCCUUUCAUUUUUAAAACAACAUAGAUAUUUGACAUAAAUAGGGUUUAGUUUUUCUCAUUAAAUUAUUUGACUUUUAAAAACUAGAUAUUUUUCCAAGAAGGGAUAUACUACAAAAUACCGUUUAAGUGAAACGCCAUUUAAAGUUUGAAGACGAAUGAUACACUUUUCGUAGUAACUAAAGAAUUCUACUAACCGCUUGUUAUAUCCCAAGUGAUAUUAAUUUACUGUGGAUGGCCUAAAUUUGUAGGGUUUUAAAUAAUUUACAAGCAAAAGCCGAAAAGAUUUACGCUGAAAAGCUUAAUCUAACUUUAAAAACCUGACAGCAAUUUAAUUUCUUUUAAUAUAACAUUGAAGAAUAUGACUUUCCUUAAAAUCUACUGAAUUAGGUUUUCUCGUCAGCAACUAUAAAUUCGAUGUCCGUAGAAAGUGAGGUUUGAAAAUACGCAGUUGGUAAAUUUUUAGUAAUUACAUACACAAUGCCAAAAAACCUUUAUCUAAUUAUUUCCUUUAAAUAUCAAUAAAAAUUAAACGGUUGAAUGACAAAUCGACAUUGUAAACAAAUGUAUACAUUUCAUUUUCCAAUGGAAGGAUUCCAACCAAGAUAACGUAAUCAACAACAUAGGCGUUUUACGUGGAAUGAUUCCCCAGCCAUCCUCAUCAAUUUCGUCUUCACCUGUAGCCGUUUAUAUAAAAAAUAAUAAUUUGGAUUCACUCCCACUAACGAAAGUCAUCAAAAGUAGGGCGAUAACAAAACCUCUUCAAAGGAAAAAUGGAAACAUAUUCAACUUUCAAGCACACAGGAAUACUGUGUUAUGUAAUCGAAAGUUGAACCAAGAGAAUCCUGGACCGAUUCGUCUCAAUGAUAAACGUAAAAAACAUGUGACAGUUUUAGGUCCAGAGUACAUUACAAUCUAUGAGUUAUCUAACAAACUGGAAACCAAUACUUCUGAGGUAAGUUUACAUGAGAAUACACGCAUAACUGAAUUUACUAACAAGUAUCAACACGGAAAGAACAGUUCAACAUCUAAUUUUAAUUCCGGUUCAAAUAUAAAAGAUAUUACAGAAGAAAUCGAUAAUAAAGAUGAAAAUUCUUUAAAUCAUUUGAUUAAAAACAACGUAAAUAAUAAAGAUGGUUUACAUGUUAGUCCACGUGACAGGUGUGAUACAAUGAACCUUCACCAAAUGAAUAAUCAACACUCAACAUACAACGAAAACAGAAAAAAACUAAGAGUUCAGUUGGAAGCAAUUUUUAGCAAAGUAACUGGAAAACAUUUAAAUACCAUGUUAAAGGAAGAAAAUAACGACAAAGUAAUUACUAAUUAUAAAAGUUCCAAAAAUAAUGAACAGAAGGGACGACCACAACACUGUGAGAACUAUCUUACUAGUAAUCUUUUAUAUCAUGGGAAGAUAACUGAUUCCAAGUCAAUGAAAAACCGUAGUUUUAACAAUAAUGAAUCAAACUACAAUCAACGUGAAAACUUAGGAAUGUUUUCUACACAAAUUACCAAAGUUGUUAAUGAACUAAGAGAACUUCUAUGUGGAACCUGGCCGUUGAAAUCCAGUCACAUGUUAGAUGUACAAAAAUUUGUAUGCCAGAAAAGUUUGGAGUAUAAACAAGAACACAAUGAGCUAUCAGCUUAUCAAAAAAGUCGACAAAACCAAAUCUUAUCGUUAAGAGAAAAAAAUGACAAGUUUAGAGAUAGUACAAAAUUGUCCAUACCAUUUGAAAAUUCAAUCGUAAAUUUAAACCGUCCAUUUUCCACAGAACUAGGAAACUCAGAUUUGUCCUCAAUAGUUAGCGCUGGUUCUGAAGACAAUCUAUCUUUCGAGAACAUAAAAAAGUCUGCAGAAAAACAGUUAAAUAGCAUUCUGCAGAAGCGAGGAGAUAUGAAUGACACAAGACCAGUUUCAGCCUCAUCAUGCCUUUAUCCUAAUAAAACCAGUAUUUUAGAACAUCAUCCAACAAAUAAGUUUUUACCAAGUCACGGUUGUGGUUUUUUUCUUAGCAAACCCCAAAACCAAAAUAGGGAUAAAACUGAACCCGAACAUAACGUUGUAAUUGCUUCCUUGAAUACAUCAAGCAAUAAACCAAAUGAAUUUAUAUACCAAACCAAUCAUUAUAAUUCGGAUGCGACUUUCGAUUUGACGGUUCUAGACUCAUAUAAUAAGUUAAACAAAACAUCUAACCAUUUCAAUUCAUAUUUGCCAGGAAUACAGAAUAUUUCAAAACAAAAACGGUUAGUAGAUAUUCCAACUUCUCCCAUUGAUGAGGUUCACAAUACAAAUUAUUCUACGUCUGAAAUCCCUUUUGCUCUACCUAAUCAAGACUUAUUAGAGUUAAAAAAUAAUAAAAUAGAUGAUACAAAAUCAAAACAUAGGAGUCUCAUUGAGUUUCGAAAGUGGAAUAAUUCUAGGAGACUAUCGGACGCUUCAUUCGACAUAGACGUUAAUGGUUUCGCUGAUGGUUACACAAACCACAGAAACCAUAAUAUCAAAUGUGCUGCAAAUAACCUAAAAAGGUACGUUUAUGAUGAUCGUUUGUCUUCAUUUUUUGAUUAUAUUUACGUCCCUGGAAAUAAUUCUCAGCUGAAGUUCAAGGAAAAAGAUAGACAAGAGACGUUUAUCGAAUUGAGGCGGUCUAGGACUGCUUCACCUGACGUUUAUUCAAACAAAUUCAGUACCUUAAAUGAAAAUAAUUCUCAAACGAACUCAAAUGAAUGUAAUCAGAUAUCGAAUUUUACCCUACCAAGAUUUUUCAUAGAAUCAGAUCUAAAAAGUAAUAGAAUAAUUCCCUCUAAUUUCCGUAAUGAUUAUCUUGAACGGUUUUUCCGUCCAUCUAAAGAAAACCUUAUUUCAAGUAGACUAGAUACUCUGAAUUUAUCAUCAAGAAGAUGUAAUCAAAGAAGGUGGCGAACUAUAAAUCAGAAAUAUUCGAAACGUCAAGAAUGUGAGUUUCGCUUGUUUAUUGAAUAUAUAUUUAUAUGUAACGUAACUAAAUGCUUCUGACUCAAAUAGGUGGAUAACAUGUAACAAUAUUAAGACAUUUAAUCGUUUGAUCAAAACAGAAUUUGGAUUUCAAAAUGUUUCUAAGGUUCACUAAGAGAGUUAUGGAAUCACCUAAUUAAUCUUGAAGAUACGAAAUUAUGUUUUCGAGUAAAUGAAUUAAAUCUAUCCGAAAAACCUAAAGAAACUAGUACGCCUUGAUGUUGUAGAUGUGAGACGUAGAUCGAAAGAUAGGGUGAACCUUGCUGAGUGAGCAGAUCAUAACAAGUAAAUGUUAACAAAGACUGUAUAGUUUAGUUCUCAGUAUAGCGAAUAAAAUUGUGAGUGACCAAAUGUCUAAUGUCUUAAGCAAAUAGUGCUAUAUUCAAUUUUCAGUCCGAGCAUCAUAACAGUGGGAUAUUCAUAAGACCAGACAACUGGUGAUAGUCAAGUUUGAACUAUAUAUUAUAUAUAUACGUAUUAGUUUGUUAACUAUCAUUUGAUAGCCAUCAUCGUGUAAAUUUUUUAGAGUUUAAGAUAAUCUUUGAACUAUAAAAUUAGUUAAUAAAUUUAAUCACUUACACCAUAAUGAAACAUUCGAGUUUAUUUUACCGACUAAAAUAAAAGUAUAGAGUUCUCUCAUCAAUAAUUCUGUAAGUAAAGCUGGUUAUUAAUGAAAUAAAAAAAUUGUUUUUAGUGAUCACUGAGUCAUGAAUCAUCUUGAACGUAUUAUUUUGUGAGUUAAACUAUGCUUCUUUCAGCACACAUUUUUUAUUGGUAUUACUCCACUUUUGAGUAUAUUUAUUCACAGUGACUUUGCAGUUUUAUUUGAUUUCAAAUAGGCAUAGUUUGUAUGUAUUGAUAUAUGGGGAUACCCAUCAAUAUUUUAUCUAUUU
Messenger RNA from Schistosoma mattheei, 5638 nucleotides. Lineage: Eukaryota; Metazoa; Platyhelminthes; Trematoda; Strigeidida; Schistosomatidae. The record is from the annotation of a GenBank genome assembly.